UUCCCGUCAGUUGAGUAUGAACUCGCUGCUCGCUGCUCACAGACACAGCGUCACUCGCUCUCCGUGUCGUGGGUCGUGCGUCGGCGGCCGUUCGCGCGAUUAAGUUUAAAAAAAAGUGUACACCGAAGUCAUUGUUUGUGCAGAACCUUUGUUUUUUUGAUCAUGCGAUCUCUGCUUGUUUUAUUUGUGCUGACCGUCCUUUGUGGAGUUCACGCGAAGGGAAAACAUGACGACAAGGUGAAGAUAGCUGUGUACUACGAGUCACUAUGCCCGGACAGUAAGAAGUUCAUAACGAGCCAGCUGGCCCCGGUCUGGAGAGACUUCCGGGGACAGGUCAAGGUCAAGAUGGUGCCGUACGGGAAGGCCACCCACGACAAAGUGAACGGUAAAUGGCAGUUCAUUUGUCACCACGGACCCGACGAGUGUUACGGUAACAAGCUCCAGUCAUGUAUCCUGAAAGACCGCACGCUCCAGGACACCGACAAGAUGGAACUCAUCAUCUGUCUCAUGGGACAGGAGCAUCCCGACAAGGCCAUCGACACCUGUCUUGGUCAAGUCAAGAGAGAAGCCGAGUCCGCCAAGUUGAAGAAAUGUGCGUCAGGGGCCCAGGGUGACGCGUUGCUGGCGUCCUACGGUGACAAGACGGACGUCGUGCAGAGACCGCUGUCCUUUGUGCCGACUGUUGUUAUCAACGAGAAAUUCGACCAAGCCGUCCAGGACGAGGCCGUGAGCGACCUGAAGGCGGUGGUGUGUCGCGUGGCCGCCACCAAACCAGCUCUCUGUCUUUAAAUUUAGUAUUCACAAUAAUACACACGUUUACUGUGA
Molecule: messenger RNA, 825 nt
Organism: Danaus plexippus (monarch butterfly)
Lineage: Eukaryota; Metazoa; Arthropoda; Insecta; Lepidoptera; Nymphalidae
Product: gamma-interferon-inducible lysosomal thiol reductase-like
Exons: 7
Coding region: 163-789 (208 amino acids)
Molecular function (GO): oxidoreductase activity, acting on a sulfur group of donors, disulfide as acceptor
Source: RefSeq, a predicted model, not a curated record